UUUACAUAUAACAAAUUUUGCUGCAUACAACAACCGAGAUUAAAAGAAAGGUACAACAUUUCUAUCAUCACUUCUAUCCGCAGCUUACUGAGACAAAUUAAGGGGUCAGUUUUCAGAAGCUGGUCCCCGCAGCUUCUAAAAAAACUGAUUCUAGGAGUAAAUUAGAGCACCAGAAUCACUUCUGCACUUUCAUCCAAACACUCCAGCUUCUACUUCUACUCCCUGAAAGAGCAGAAGCAGUUUUAAGAAUCAGAUAUCCAAACACCCCCUAAGUUGUGAUGGUAAAAAAGAUUAUUUUCAAAUAAAUAUUUAAAUAACUUUUCUAAAAAAAUCGGUUUUCUGUUUAAAUUUAAAUGGGGUUGGGCCUUAUAUAUAUGGCCCCUAGGCCCUAGUUACACCCCAAUCCACAUUAAUAUAAACUCAGAAGUUCAUUAUUAUUAUUAUGAUAAUAAUAAUUAUAACGAUACUAAUAAUAAUAGUAAUAAUAGUAAUAAUAGUAAUAAUAAUAAUAAUAAUAAUAAUAAUAAUAAUAAUAACCUAAAAGCAAUGCUAUUUUCCCUUUUUGGGGAGGGGUCUGGGUAAAUAGUGCUGGAACCGGCGGCCUCAUGAAUUGAAGUUUCAAACCCAAGAGCUCCCGUAUGAGUCGACGACAAGUUGAACUAGACCCACUUUCCUUCUUUAGCUUGGAAGUGCUUUAAACUAAAGCAUGCUUGAAAAUAUUAUUUCCCAGGGAGUACUUUUUUUAAAACUAAGCAAAUACAACAAAACACAAUACAGGUAUAUGGUUGUAAAAAAACCUUCGAAAAGGCAGUUUGUAAUAGAAAAAUUGCAAUAGAAGCUGUCAUGAUGUCUACGUUAAACCUUUGCCGUUUCUUCAAACAUGAGAGGGUUCUUUCUCUCUAUCGACCUUCUUAGGUAAUUGUAUUUUAUUUGCAACUACUUUAAAUUUUUUGUGUUUAUAUGCAUGUAUAUCUCCAAUUCAAAUAUGAAAUUAUCUUCUACAAAAAUGGGAAUUCUUCUUGAAUGAGUGUAAAUGCAUGAACUUAUAACAUUCUCGGUCACAUAUGUUCUCUUCCUUUUUUCAUUCAUUUCUUGAUUAAUUGAAUGAAUGCAUAUGCAAUUCAGUGGUAACUGGUAUGUUUUUGAAGAUCUCAUGUUUCUUUCAUCCAUUGCAGCAUAAACAUCAUCAAAGGUUUCUAUUUAGAAACUUAGAGUAUCCAUGGAGGCUAGACUGCGAUCCGCAGACGAUGUACACAAAAGAAAGCUGCAGAAAAUCAAAGUUGAAGAUGUGGUCAAGCCAUUCCAACAACCCUUUCAAGAAAAGAGUACAAGGUUGAAGCUCCAUCACCUCAAACUUCUCUUGUUUGUUUUGGUAAUUGCAACUUUCAUCAUUCUUUUGGCCACCCCAAAUGGUUGUAGCCGCUACAGCUCAUCCCAACCUUCCAAUAAGCCUCAUUUGGUGAAAAGGUGGUGGAUUUGGGGGGUUCCAGAUCCGAGAUACAUAUCAGACUUAGUUGUAAACUGGGAUGAGGUGUCCAUUGCUGUCAAUGAAUUAGCAAAAAGUGAGAAGAUCAUAAGAACAGGUCUCCUCAACUUUGAUGAGGAUGAGAUCAGGCAAUGGAAACUGAUGAUUCCAGAAGCUAACCACACAGUUUUGCAUCUUGAUCAUGUCGAACAGAAUGUAACUUGGGAGACCUUGUAUCCCGAAUGGAUCGAUGAGGAACAAAUGUAUGAAACACCUAGCUGCCCUUCUCUACCAAAGCUUGACGUGCCUAGAAAACCGAUCGAUUUGAUCGCAGUUAAGCUCCCUUGCAAGGGGAACUGGACUAGAGACGUGGCUAGGCUACACCUGCAACUCGCGACUGCUGGUUUAGCCUCAUCUGCUAAAGGCACCCGCCCAGUACACUUGCUUUUCCUCACCCGCUGUUUCCCCAUUCCAAAUCUAUUCACUUGUCAGGAGCUUGUUGCGCGCAAAGGCAACAUUUGGCUGUACAAACCAAACUUGAAUGUCAUGAGACAGAAGCUCCAGCUCCCGGUAGGAUCCUGUGAACUAGCCCUUCCAUUUGGUGCCACAGGUUAGUCAAAACUCAGAAUCUGUUUAGGCUCAGUUAUGUUUGCUGAUUCGACUUAUUCUGCUUAUAACUCACUUAUUUACAUAAAAUGAAUGCUAUCAAAUGUUUUUGUUUUCAGAAAAUUCAACCACACACAUGAGGUGGGGUGCAGUGAGUCUUACCUCACACUUAUAUAUUGAACAGAAUCUAAUAAUCAUCUUUCCCAAUGCACUUAAAAUAAAGCUAAUUCAGAAUAUAAUAAGAGGAGUCUUGUUUCUAAUACAAUAUUAAAAAAAACAUACAGGAGUACUGGGGGAGCCCAAGCGUGAAGCGUAUGCAACGAUCCUACACUCGGCUUAUGUAUAUGUGUGUGGAGCCAUAACUGCAGCACAGAGCAUCAGAAUGGCGGGUUCAACCCGAGACUUGGUGAUUCUUGUUGAUAACACCAUUAGCGAAUACCACAGAAGUGGACUAGCAGCUGCAGGGUGGCAGGUCCGUACAAUCGAGAGAAUAAGGAACCCUAAAGCCGAGAAAGAUGCAUACAAUGAGUGGAAUUACAGCAAGUUCAGACUAUGGCAACUCACUGAUUACGACAAGAUCAUCUUCAUAGACGCGGAUCUCCUAAUUCUCAGAAACAUGGAUUUUCUUUUCGGGAUGCCUGAGAUUUCUGCAACAGGGAAUAAUGGCACCCUCUUCAACUCCGGAGUGAUGGUGAUCGAGCCUUCCAACUGCACAUUCCAACUCCUCAUGGAUCACAUCAACGAAAUCGAAUCAUACAACGGCGGAGAUCAAGGGUACUUGAACGAAAUAUUCACCUGGUGGCACCGCAUCCCGAAACACAUGAAUUUUCUGAAACAUUUCUGGAUCGGCGACGAACCAGAGGUCAAGCAGAGGAAAACAGAGCUGUUCGCGGCGGAGCCGCCUAUCCUAUACGCCGUCCACUACUUGGGAUACAAGCCGUGGCUGUGUUACCGCGACUACGAUUGCAAUUGGAACGUGGACAUUCUGCAGGAAUUCGCGAGCGACGCAGCGCACGAUAAGUGGUGGAGAGUGCACGAUAGCAUGGAGGCGGAGCUGCAGGAUUUGUGCCUGCUGAGGUCGAAGCAGAAGGCGCAAUUGGAGUGGGACAGGCGGCAAGCGGCGGCGGCGAAUUACGGUGACGGCCACUGGAAAACCGAGAUUCGAGAUCAGCGGCAGAAGAGGUGCACGGAUAGGCUGUGUGAUUGGAAGAGUAUGCUGAGGCAUUGGGGGGAGAAGAACUGGACUUAUAACCCCUACUUCCACCCUUCGCCGCCGCUCGUGAAACUGCGGUCCCGUACCAAACCACCGCCGGUGUCGUCGUCGUCUUAAUGGCCAUCAGUCAAUGUUCAGAUUUAAAUUAAUGCGUGAUUAUUUUUGUUUAUUAAAAUGGCGCAACUCCAUUGAUUUUCCUUUAUUAGCUAUUUAGGCCAUCUCCAACAGUUAACACCAUUUUUUACACCAAAAUGGUGUAAACAUCACAUCAAACAGUAUUUUAACUCCAAC
Molecule: messenger RNA, 3575 nt
Organism: Cuscuta epithymum
Lineage: Eukaryota; Viridiplantae; Streptophyta; Magnoliopsida; Solanales; Convolvulaceae
Source: the annotation of a GenBank genome assembly